CGGAGUUCGGGCUGUGAUUAUGAAGCGCUCCGCAAUGGCUGCGCGAACUGACCCUCAGCUCCGCUACUAUGCACCUCAGUAGGACGGCGGAGAGAAGAGCACAGCCGGACCAGUCUCAAAAUGAGCACCGGAUUCAGCUCGAGUUCCUGCCGGUUCGCGGAUUACUUUGUUAUCUGCGGACUGGACACGGACAGCGGGUUGGAGCCAGACGAGCUCUCCGCUUUAUGCCAGUAUAUACAGGCUACUAAAUUCAGAGAUGGUGCCAGAGGAAAGUUGGCGAUGGCACAUGAAGGUGAAAAUUUUGAGCAGAGUCCACUGCGGAGAACUUUUAAAUCCAAAGUUCUAGCGCAUUACCCUGAGAAUGUGGAGUGGAGUCCAUUUGACCAGGAUGCAGUGGGCAUGCUCUGCAUGCCCAAAGGCCUGUCUUUCCGCACACAGGCAGACUCACGCGAGCCUCAGUUCCACUCCUUCAUCAUUACACGUGAGGAUGGCUCACGCACCUACGGCUUUGCCCUCACUUUCUUUGAGGAGGUGACCAGCAAGCAGAUCUGCAGUGCCAUGCAGACGCUCUACCACAUGCACAAUGCCGAGCAGUACGACAUCCUGCACACGCCAGGCACUGAGGAGGCCCGGCCGUCUUCUGGCGCCCAGCUGCACGCCGCUCCCUCCAUCUCGCGGCUGCAGCGGUUCAACUCCUACGACAUCAGCCGCGACACGCUGUACGUGUCCAAGUGCAUCUGCCUGAUCACGCCGAUGGCCUUUGCGCAGGCCUGCCGUAAGGUUCUGGAGCAACUGCACCGGGCUGUUACCUCACCGCAACCGCCACCGCUGCCACUGGAGAGCUACGUCUACAAUGUCCUGUACGAGGUGCCGCUGCCUCCUGCUGGCCGCUCGCUCAAGUUCUCGGGCGUUUACGGGCCUGUGGUGUGCCAGAGGCCCAGCACCUCUGAGCUGCCCCUCUUUGACUUCCCCAUGCGCAAGAUGUUUGAGCUGCUGGGUGUGGAGAACGUGCUACAGCUGUUCACCUGCGCUCUGCUGGAGAUCCAGAUCCUGCUGUACUCUCAGCAUUACCAGCGGCUGAUGACCGUGGCAGAGAGCAUCACGGCCUUAAUGUUCCCGUUCCAGUGGCAGCAUGUCUAUGUGCCCAUCCUGCCUGCCUCGCUGCUGCACUUCCUGGAUGCGCCUGUGCCCUACCUCAUGGGCCUUCACUCCAAUGGCCAGGACGACCGCACCAAACUGGAGCUGCCUCAGGAGGCCAAUCUGUGCUUCGUCGACAUUGACAACCACUUCAUUGAGCUUCCUGAAGACUUGCCCCAGUUCCCCAACAAGCUGGAAUUCAUCCAGGAGAUCUCGGAGGUUCUGAUGUCAUUUGGGGUGUCUCCAGAGGGAAAUGUGCACUGCACCGAGGGUCCUGCCAAAAUCAAAGGGUUUCGGUCAGCCGACAUGGUCUCCGACAAGCGCAACGGCAACCUGGCCAGCUCCCCCCUGAACUCUUACCUGCUUAGAGAGAACCAGACCAUCGCCCGUCUGCAGGCCCUUGUGAAGAGGACCGGAGUGAGCCUGGAGAAGCUGGAUGUGAAGGAGAAUGCAAGCAGUAAUAAGGAUCUGAAGAUGCAGUGCGAUGAGGAAGAGCUGAAGAUGCACCAGCUGAACAUUCAAGUCCGGGAGGUCUUUGCUAACCGCUUCACACAGAUGUUUGCCGACUAUGAGGUCUUUGUCAUCCAACCCAGCCAGGACAAAGAGUCAUGGUUCAGCAACCGUGACCAGAUGCAGAACUUUGACAAGGCCUCCUUCCUGUCUGAUCAGCCGGAGCCAUACCUGCCCUUCCUCUCCCGUUUCCUAGAGACGCAGAUGUUCGCCUCCUUCAUCGACAGCAAGAUCUUGUACCACGACGACGAGGACAAAGAGCACACACUACGAGUGUUUGACGCCCGGGUAGACAAGAUCCGGCUACUGAACGUCAGAACACCAACACUGCGCACCUCCAUGUACCAGAAGUGCACCAACAUUGAUGAAGCAGAGAAGGCCAUCGAGAUGCGGCUGACAAAGAUCGACCACACAGCCCUCCACCCACACCUGCUGGACAUGAAGAUCGGCCAGGGCCGCUACGAGCAGGGCUUCUUCCCCCGCCUGCAGUCUGAUGUGCUCUCCAGUGGACCCACCAGCAACAAAUGGGCCAAACGGAGCGCUCCUGCACAGUGGAGACGGAAGGACAGACAGAAACAACAUGCUGAGCACCUCUAUUUGGACAAUGAUCAGAGAGAGCAUCUGGAGUGUCUGUUUCCUGAGCUCCAGCUGCUGGUGGCUCUGGACUACUACUGGUUCUCGCAGUCCUUCAGACCAUGUAUAAAGUCUGUCAAGGUGGACGCGAAGUACAUCCAGGAGGCCAGGAACUUGGGCACCACCAUCCGCCAGCCCAAGCUUUCCAACCUGUCCCCCUCCGUUAUCGCCCAGACCAACUGGAAGUUUGUGGAGGGCCUACUGAAGGAGUGCAGGAAUAAGACCAAGCGCAUGCUGGUGGAGAAGAUGGGCAGGGAGGCGGUAGAGCUGGGCCAUGGGGAGGUCAGCAUCACCGGCGUGGAGGAGAACACACUCAUCGCCAGCCUCUGUGACCUACUGGAGAGAAUCUGGAGCCAUGGUCUGCAGGUCAAACAGGGAAAAUCAGCCUUGUGGUCGCACUUGCUACAUUAUCAGGAGAGCAAAGAGAAGAGGGAUGCCACACCAGCUAGCUUGGGCCCUCCUGGUAUCAUCCAUGACACAGAGAGGCGGAAGUCAGACGCAGGCUGCGCUAUGCCCCCUCUCAAAAUCUCCCUCAUCCAGGACAUGAGGCACAUUCAGAACAUUAGUGAGAUUAAGACAGACGUGGGGAAGGCCAGGGCCUGGGUGCGACUCUCCAUGGAGAAGAAAUUGCUGUCCAGACACCUCAAGCAGCUCCUGUCUGACCAUGAGCUCACCAAGAAGCUCUAUAAGCGCUACGCUUUUCUGCGCUGCGAUGACGAGAAGGAGCAGUUUCUCUAUCACCUCCUUUCUUUCAACGCCGUCGACUACUUCUGUUUUACCAACGUCUUCACCACAAUCAUGAUUCCAUACCAUGUAGUGAUCAUACCCAGUAAGAAGCUGGGUGGCUCCAUGUUCACAGCCAACCCCUGGGUCUGCGUCUCCGGAGAACUGGCUGAGACUGGAGUUCUCCAAGUGCCUAAGAACACUUUGGAGAUUACUUUUGAAUGCCAGAACCUGGGCAAGUUGACCACAGUGCAGAUGGGCCACGAUAACUCAGGACUGUAUGCCAAGUGGCUGGUGGAGUGCGUCAUGGUCCGUAAUGGGAUCACAGGACACACUUACAAGUUCCCAUGCGGCCGCUGGCUGGGAAAAGGGGUGGACGAUGGCAGUUUAGAGAGGAUUCUGGUGGGUGAGCUGGUGACUGCUAGCACGGAGAAUGAGGACAGAAUGUGCCGGACUCCCCCCAUGCAGCAAUCCCCUGGGAUGAUGCGGCGAUUUGUCACCAUCUCACCAAACAGCAAACCAAAGCUGAACACAGGUCAGAUCCAGGAGGGAGUAGGGGAGGCAAUCAAUGGCAUUGUAAAACACUUCCAUAAGCCAGAGAAGGAGAGGGGUAGUCUGACUCUGCUGCUAUGCGGAGAGUAUGGUCUGGUGUGGGCUUUGGAGCAGGUGUUCCAGCACGGCUUUAAGUCACCACGCCUCUUCAAGAAUGUCUUCAUUUGGGAUUUUCUGGAAAAAGCGCAGGUUUACUUUGAGAGUGCUGAGCAGAGUCAGGUGACUCAGGAUGAGAACUAUCAGACGAGGGUGCGCCAUUUCUGCCGCUUCAUGCGUGCCAUCAGCAGCACACCCAGAAAUAUUGGAAAAGAUGGAAAGUUCCAGAUGCUUGUGUGUCUUGGAGCUAGAGAUCACCUGCUGCAUCACUGGAUAGCCCUACUGGCUGACUGUCCAAUCACAGCACAGAUGUAUGAGGACACAGCACUACUAAAAGACCAUUCUUUGGUAAACUCUUUGAUCAGAGUUUUACAGACUUUGCAAGAAUUCAACAUUACUCUGGAGGCCUCUCUAGUCAAAGGGAUCGGAAUAUAAAACCUCCCCCUCCCCCUCGGAAGAAGACGAAGGACCUAACCCAGGCAGAUCAGCGGGGACCAUGGACUAUUUCGCUUUUUUACAUGGAGAGACUUGAACAAAAGGACUAAACCUGGCUUACAUUAAAGCUACUGUCAUGUUUGCCAUAUAUUAAGUGCAAUGAGCCUUUUCAAAAUGUGUCAUUAUUUUUAUCCUUGACAAUGUUGCUGUUAGACAUUUAAGAUAUGUUUUGUAUUAUGAUCCAUACUUUUCACAAGAGGUUAAAAAAAACACCCACCUGUGCUAUACCGUUUUAUUGAAAGCUCAAUAUUUUCAUUGUUAUUGUGAACUGCUGACAAUGGCUAUAUUUAAAAGGAGAACACGGAAGAAAAACUGGUAAUAUAUUUUCAAAGAAGAACAGUAUUAUUUUGAUAUGUUUGUCAAGUUGCUUGCUCUGUGGUCUAUCUAAUCCAUACUGUCACAAUGCAGAGUUUAAAGCAAAUGAUGUAGAAGUAUGCUUUAUAAGUAUAACUCAUGGGAACUUCAUGUUUUAAUUUUAAAAAAAGCAAGAAAUAAGCUCUUGUUUUUAAAGCAUUGGCAGGGGACUUUGUCAUUCCCCAAAAGUAGUAUGCAAAUCUCCAUUAGCACAUAUUGAGGUUAGAAUAUAAUCCACUAGAAUGGAUGAUAGGUCUCGUAAAAUGAUGCACAAAUGUAUUUUAUGAAUGAGAAAGGGAGAAAAAAAACAUUGACAUUUCUCUCUAUAACCGUUUUAAACGACUUUGCAUUAUCGCCCACUCAUUUUUACAGCCAGAAUUGUUUUUCAUGAAUCCCCAUGAAUACCUCUAAACAAUUUAUUCCUCUCAGCUUAGAAGCAACGCUACAUUCCUCGUCUGUUUUAUCCCUCAGGUCUGCACACUGGCCUUUGCUGAUAGCCCAGGAACAUUAUAUAGCAACACUGAGUGUUUGUUGGCCUCCAUGAAACCCCUUAAUCAACUCAUCUGUUUCUGCUAUGCAAUCUCCAAAAACCCACCACUUACUUAGAUUUAGAAUAUACUGAUUAAACAGAGAUUUUCCAACUGUUCUAAAGUGUAGCAUAUAUUUUAGUCUGGAUGACAGGUCUCAUUAGAGGUUGUCAUUCAUGUGCCAAUAUCAUUCAGAUUUGUGGUAGCCUACGCCACCACUCUAGACACAGUUGGCAUGAGCAUUGUUUGUUUCUUGAUACAUUUAUAGACAGAACUGUGUAAUGUAGUGUUAAAUAAGUGAGCAACAGUGUACAGUGUAUAAAAUGUAUUAAAAGUGAUAAUUCCA
Messenger RNA from Colossoma macropomum (tambaqui), 5373 nucleotides. It is a transcript of the gene dennd5a, whose product is annotated as DENN/MADD domain containing 5A. NCBI's taxonomy places the organism in Eukaryota, Metazoa, Chordata, Actinopteri, Characiformes, Serrasalmidae. The record is from RefSeq and is a predicted model, not a curated record. The coding region runs from base 121 to 4086 and encodes 1321 amino acids. Gene Ontology annotation, molecular function: small GTPase binding; guanyl-nucleotide exchange factor activity. The transcript has 24 exons.